This is a messenger RNA of Tripterygium wilfordii, 1109 nucleotides long. Its product is annotated as transcription factor MYB36-like. The record is from RefSeq and is a predicted model, not a curated record. The transcript is spliced from 3 exons. Bases 8 to 1015 code for a protein of 335 amino acids. Lineage: Eukaryota; Viridiplantae; Streptophyta; Magnoliopsida; Celastrales; Celastraceae.
CAAGAAGAUGGGUAGAGCCCCAUGUUGUGACAAAACCAAUGUGAAGAAAGGACCAUGGUCUCCUGAAGAAGAUGCUAAGCUUAAGGCCUUCAUUGACAAGUUUGGCACUGGAGGCAACUGGAUUGCACUUCCUCAAAAAAUUGGGCUGAAGAGAUGUGGCAAGAGUUGCAGACUAAGAUGGUUAAAUUACUUGAGGCCAAACAUCAAGCAUGGUGGAUUCUCUGAAGAAGAAGACAACAUCAUUUGCAGCCUUUACAUUAGUAUUGGAAGCAGGUGGUCAAUUAUUGCUGCACAAUUGCCUGGAAGGACAGACAAUGACAUCAAGAACUACUGGAACACUAGAUUGAAGAAGAAAUUACUUGGAAAGAAAAAACAAUCUAAUUCCAUCAAUAGAUUAUUAUCUUCUGAACCAUGUGAAGCUAAUAGCAGUAUUGGAGAAGACAAUUCACAGCCUUUAAGUAACACAACUAUUGAAAGGCUUCAACUUCAUAUGCAACUUCAAGGCCUUCACAAUCCCUUCUCAAUCUAUAACAAUCCUGCACUUUGGCCUAAGUUACAUCCUCUCCUUCAAUCAUUGAAUCAAACCCCAAAUCCUCUUAUAGCUCUACAAAAUGGUAUGUGUAGUGCUACUCAUUUUGUGAAUCAUGGAAAAUCAAUGGCUCCUGCCACACUGCUUCAACAAGGAAUGAAUGGUUCUUUAAGUACUCCUCUAACAUCCUCGGAAAUUAUGGAGCGAUCCGAUGUGGGAUUACAGCAAGUUUCGAGCUUCGAAGCUGAGCUUGAGAACAUUCUCAAUACCAAACCAGUUGCUACUUGUUAUGAUUUAGCGCAAGAGAAUCAUCAAAUGGUGGAGUUUGAUUGUUUUAAAGAGAUGAAUAAUGGCUCAAAGGACAACUUGAUUUGGUGGUCCAAUGGCAAUUUGGACUCGAAAUCGGUGUCUCCGAACUCCUGGGAUUCGACGAAUCAUCAGUCUGAGGGAAUGUUCCAAGAUUAUGAAUUGCGUUACAAUAUUUGAUUUGGGGUUAUGUUUUUAUUAGGAACUAUGUUAAUUGUUUCUAGUCAUAAGCUGGAGAAGUAGAAUAUAUAUGUGUCUUCAUGCUCUGUAAAUU